UUUUUUUCUAAUUUUUCUCAAAAGCAAGUUCUUCUUCAGAUUUCCGGUGCAAAUCUACAUUAACCGGGAACCGGUUUGGUUAUAUGUAAUCUAAUACUAUCAUACCGGUUCAGAGAAUCGUUUCCUCUCUCUAAAACCCUUUCGCGUCACUCUCCAGAGAAGAAAGAUCUCAGGAGCUUCAAUGGCUGGCUUAUUGAUUACUACUAUUAUCCAGUAAAAUCUACUAAAUUUCCUAUUUUGGUUGAUUUCUCAAGUUUGCCAUGGCUGUUGUGCUAAAAUCAAUUCUCAAAAACCAAACUUUGUUUAAUACUCUCUUGAAGAAACCACAAUGCGUCUCGCCUUUGAUUGUCUCCAGAACCUUAACUUCGGAAGCUCAUAAGAAGCCACUCUCUGUUUUUUUCGAAGAGGCUGUUGGAUUGAGACCCAAAUCAGAAACUAGCGAAAUCGAAGAAGAAGAAGAAGGCAACGAAUUGAAGAGGAAGCUUUUGGAAUUGGAGAGGAAACUCAUAGAACUGAAGAAAACGGAACCUGUGAGACAGAAGAAACAGAAGGAGAAGAAGGUUGUGACAUCUGAGGAGACUGAGAAGAGGCAUGAUAAUCUUUACAAGUUGUUUAAGGGAGAUGAAGAAGAGAAGAAAGAGGUAAAGAAGAAACGUAGUCAGGAACAAGAGGAUGUGAUUAGGGUUUAUAAGGAGCUUCCUAUAGAGAUGGUGUCGUUUGUGAGGCUUCUGCAUAAAGAAGGGUAUUUGAACAAGGCUAAUUUUAUCACUGGAGAAAAGUUGAAUAUGGGGAAUCUUGAUGAAGAGUAUUCUAGAACUUUUGUUAAGUUUGCUGCGGAGAGAUUUGGAAAAGAUUACCAGGAAAUAGCAAAGUGGUUAUCAGGUAGUGACCUGAAGAAGAUUGUGCUCUUUGGUUGCCCGAGUGUGGAAAAAAGGGCAGUAUUCGCUGCUAAAACAUUGCGCAACUUUUUUGAUAUCCAUGAGAAUAAUGUCUGCAAUAAAUGCGUGUUAAAAGAGAAGUGCAAGUUUCCAAAUCAGAGUGUAUGGGAUGGCAAAACAAAACACUUGCACUUGUCUGUUGUGAUGAAAGUCAUCACACUAUAUCCAUUAGACUUGACUCAUCCAAAGCUUCAAGUUCCUCAAGAGGUACAAGACUCAGUCGCAAGAUUGCUGACAGAGAUUCAGAACCUAAGCCGAACUAUCUGUACUCCUCUCGCAUGAGUUAUAAUAACCUUAUCAAAGAUUUGUUUGUAGUAGAGACUAUUAUGAAGAAGAGUCCUUCACACCCA
Camelina sativa (false flax) is the source of this 1288-nucleotide messenger RNA. RefSeq lists its product as uncharacterized. The record is from RefSeq and is a predicted model, not a curated record. Lineage: Eukaryota; Viridiplantae; Streptophyta; Magnoliopsida; Brassicales; Brassicaceae.